GUCUGUAUUGCAAUUCAGUUUUUCUUUAUGAUAGAGGUAAGGGUUAAGGGUAAUAUUUUUCACAUGGAUAUCAAAUUUUUAGCAUCACUUUUUGAAAAAACUAUCCAUUCUUCAUUGAAUUACCUUGGUCUAUAUAUGUUGAGACCUAUUUAUAUAUUCUUAGGUCUUUCAUUUCAAUGAUCUGUCUUUAUUUUUAUGCCACUGUUUGAUUAUUGUAGCUUUAUGGUACAUGUGCUAAGCGAGGUCCAUUUGUGAGGCAGAAUCCAUACAGUAAUUUGAAGAAUGAAAUUUUAGUAUAAAGAAUUAGCUAUUGAGUCACCCCCAUUUAGCCUUGGUGCCAUGCGCAUUUUGGAUACCCAGCCCACCUUGCUCUCUAGUACUUAUGAGUCUUUUCCUUUCAAGAUGCCUGAGGAGGUGUACCAUGGAGAAGGGGAGGUGGAGACUUUUGCCUUUUAGGCAUAAAUUGCCCAAGUCAUGUCUCUUGUAAUCAAUACCUUCUAUUCCAACAAGGAGAUUUUCCUUCAGGAGUUGAUCUCUAAUGCUUCUGACGGCUUAGACAAGAUUCGCUAUGAGAGCCUGACAGACCCUUUCACGGUGGACGGUGGUAAAGAACUGAAAAUUGACAUCAUCCCCAACCCUCAGGAUUGCAUUCUGACUUUGGUGGACACGGGCAUUGGCAUGACCAAGGCUGAUCUCAUAAAUAAUUUGGGAACCAUUUAUGCUACGUCUGGUACUAAAGCAUAUAUGGAGGCUUCUCAGUCUGGUGCAGAAAUCUUCAUGAUUGGGCAAUUUGGUGUUGGCUUUUAUUCUACCUACCUAGUGGCAGAGAAAGUAGCCAUCACAAAGCACAAUGACGAAGAACAGUAUUCCUGGGCAUCUUCUGCUGGGAGUUCCUAUUUACUUGUUGACCAUGGUGAGCCCAUUGGCAGGGAUACCAAAGUGAUCCUUCACCUUAAAGAAGGUGAGACAGAGUACUUAGAAGAGAGGUGAGUCAAAGUAGUGAAGAAGCACUCUCAGUUCAUAGGCUGUCUCAUCGCCCUUUUUUGGGAGAAGGAACCAGAGAAGGAAAUCAGUGAUGAUGAGGAAGAAAAAGGUGAGAAAGAAGAGGAAGAUAAAGAUGACAAAGAAAAGCCCAAGAUUGAAUCCUGAGGUCAGGAGUUCAAGACCAGCCUGGU
Molecule: messenger RNA, 1175 nt
Organism: Piliocolobus tephrosceles (Ugandan red Colobus)
Lineage: Eukaryota; Metazoa; Chordata; Mammalia; Primates; Cercopithecidae
Product: putative heat shock protein HSP 90-beta 4
Biological process (GO): protein folding
Molecular function (GO): ATP hydrolysis activity; ATP-dependent protein folding chaperone; ATP binding
Source: RefSeq, a predicted model, not a curated record